UAGAAGCAUGGAUCAGCAAGUGGGGUACCGCAUCCUAUCAGCGGCAUUAACCGUGUACCGAGACGUGCACUUUGGGCCCUGCUACCGCUGACGGAGAAGGAGUGCAAGGAAUGGGAUGUCCUGCCGGGACCUACCAGCAGUUUGCUCUUCUUGUGUUGGAAAUGAGUGGCGAAGACUUUAUGCAGAGACGGACCACUCCGGCUGUGCUGGUGAGCAGUUUGGGAACGGAGGCGUGAAGCUCAGAAUUUACAGGGCGAAGGACAUUAAGGAGAGUUGUCAAGAUUUUGCAGGAGACUGGUAAUCGCAAACACCUAGGGUACCGGUACUGCUGGCAUCCAGUGCUGAUGUAACAAGAUAUCUUGGCCCGAGCCGCAUUUGAUAUGUAUUCCUGCCUGGAGUAAGGAGGGGUGGUGACUGUGACAGGACUUGUACUACGCUCAGGUUAAACAUUCCACUUAAAUAUUCGUGCCUAAGGACACGCAUAUGGCGUGUAAUGCGAGCAAAACUGUUUGACAAUGUCAUCAUUCUUUUCCCAGACCUUCUUUUUCUUAUCAGGAAGCGGGUGCUGGUUUACUUACAAAGGAAAAGAUAAAAACUGUACUAUUGCUACACAACUAUAAUGGAAAUGAAAUGUGCAUCUUCACUGAUUGCAUGGCACUUUAGCUUUCCUUUGGGAGUAGUAAUUCACCCGGUAAAGGCAGUUUUGCUGAUAUUAAACUGGAAGUGGAUUUGCAUUUCAAAAUCAUUUUGAUACAAUAAUAGCUAUCUAUCUGCAUCAGGUGAAAUCAUCAGAAAGCUUACAAGCCUGUGCAUCAGUGCAGUCCUGAUUUUAUUGCCCCAUCUUUAAGGAACACUCCAUACUGCUGCAGUGGGAAUGGGCACGCUUUCCUUGGACUGCAGCACAGAAAUGUCGGAAAUGGCUGGGGUAUAUAUUUUGGAUUCAGCUGAUUCUGCAUCUAUAGGUGCUUUAUUAAUUGUGAGGCUGAACUAGUUUGGUAUUGAUAUUAUUACUGAUAUUACUGAUAAUGCAGUAACAUCCACAACAGGUUUACCCAGAAAGUUGAAAGGCUCCAUUCUUCUUUUUUUAAUAAUUGUAUGUUACAGUCUACUGUUUAUAUGCAACAAUGAUGGACAAUGUUUGGCUGGCUAUAUUUUCAACACCUAUCUUCAGUUUCACUUUAUAUUUCAAGAAUUAGAAGCAUUUUACUUGGAAUACAGAAAUUCAGUUUUAUGCACAAUUAUAUGGACAAUGUAGCAAAUUCAAGAAUAUCAACAUAAAUGAACAGAAACUUCUGGAGGUAUCAAAUCAAGCAGUGAAAACUCUGUAGUUAACCUUGUCAUGCCUUCCAUCUCCAGAGUGCAAGUUCUGUUGCUGCACUGAAUCAGCUGUUGAUAGAUGAAAUCUGGAUUCGCACCAUUAAUUGGAAGUUCUUUUCUGCUGUGCUAGAAGCAAUGCCUUCUCCAUCUGAUUCUAGUCGAUCCCUGAGUCCUGGGACAUCUCGUAGCCUCUCUCGGCUUGGUGUGCAGAGAGCUCGUUCUCAGCUCCUGCUAGCACUGGGGUUUAUUCAGAUGACUUUGGGGUUCAUGAUCAUAGCCUUCAGCUUUGUGGCUGUCACUAUCACAGCAUCAGUGAAAAUCCGUCAGUCCUGUCCAUCUUGGGCUGGAUUUCUGGUAGUAUUGUCUGGCAUGAUUGGUAUCUUGUCUUGGAAGAGGCCUUUCACAUUAGUAAUGACAUUCUUCAUGGUUCUUUCAGCAAUCUGUGUGAUUCUGAGUCUGGCUGGGGCAAUAUUAACCUGUCAAAAUGCGCAGCUGGUGAAGUCUCUAGAAGCUUGUGAAACGGCUCACAAGGAGAAGAAGCUACUGUGUGUGUGCUGCGAGAGCCUGUUGGACCAGCCUCCUGACUGCAACCAUCUGGUGGGAGUAUUGACGAUGUACCCGUAUCCAGACUGCUGGACAGCACGGAUGACCCUCAAGGAUCUCUUGUUUGGUGUCUGUGGUCUGAGCAUUCUGUCUGCUGUCAUCUGCACGCUGUCAUCUGUUGUUUGCUGUAUCCAGAUCUUCUCUCUCGACGUUGUACACAUUUUGGUUCCUCAGAGGUCUCGGUCAUUAAACCCAGAGUGCAUCACUCCUCCAGAACCUUUCCUGCAAAACAUGUUGGACUUUGAUGAGUUUAUCCCACCAGUACCCCCUCCUCCCUACUACCCCCCUGAAUAUACCUGCAGCUCAGAGACAGAUGCACAGAGUAUCACAUACAAUGGCUCAAUGGAUAGUCCGGUGCCACUUCACCCCACAGACCUCCCUCCAUCCUAUGAAGCUGUUAUGGGGCAAAGAUCUGACAGCCAGGCUACAUUAUUUGAUGCACAUGCUCACGUAUCCCGCUCUAGUGCCUGUGAAAGAAUUACCUCAACUGUCUUCAGCGGGGAUAUGUCGAUGGACAGCGGCUCCCUGAUGAUGUCAGAAAUGAUUGACAUGCCUGAUGACAGCAGUCCAUCUGAGGACUCGUGCUUGCUGGAGGUACAAGGAUCCAUGAGAUCAAUGGAUUAUGUUCUUUUCAGAUCCAUGCAGCGAAGCAGAGCUGAUUACUGCCUGAGUGUGGAUUGCAUCCAGUGUGGACAACACCGUCAAAGCCCUAAACCUGGACCAUGCACCCAUCCUCUACCAGACUCAGAUCCUAGGGCUAGAGGUGAAAGGUCAUACUCUUGUUCAACUCCAAGUGCUUGUUAUGAUGGUCCUCAAAUGGAGGAAGAUGAUGUCACACGGAGCUGCAACAGGCUGGAGACCAUUGGGCAACCAGAAGAACCUUGCAUCCCAGAAAUCAGGGUGAGAUCAUGUACACCCAGACAGCAGAGCUUUUGUUCUGAGGAGACCAUCUGUGGCUCUGGCAGCUCAGUACCCCUGGGCUCAGAACGACAAUGUCCUCAGCGAAGAUACAGUGAGAACUCACGACCUCUGACACCCACCAGAGGACUUGCACCUAACCCUCUAAUGAGGUCACACAGUGAUCCUGGACUUACAGCUUCCAGUGAGGCAGGGGACUGUAGCAGCUCCUGUCAUACCAAAGCAGCUGACAGAAUUUCACAAUCAUCCACUGAAACAGCUCCUUGUUCAGAAGCUUGCUUGCUUCCAGUCUCCACCUCUGGUACACCUGAAGUACUUCGACGAAGAUCUACUGGCAAAAGCAAACUUCCUUCAAAAUCCAAAGUAGUACAGAGGCUCUCACAGGCUGGAACUCGCUCACUGGGAGACCUGAAAGUAUGUCGAGGUCCAAGGGUGCUUGUAGCCAAGUUCCUGCAGAAGUCCAAGAGAAAUCUUGCAGUAGGCACUGAGCAUGCUGGCAGCAGCUCACAGAGCCAGAAACGAAAGGUAGAAUCAGGAACACCCCUUGAACAGAUGCUACGUAAUCCUUGGCAUUUGAGCAGAGUUCAGCAGCAGGAGGGAAUUCAUCUGCGCAGCUGUGGGGACCUCAGCUCUACCUCUUCUGUCUGGCGUCUGCUGUCCAGUGGUGGGAUGGAGCACAGCAGACCUCACAGCUACAAUGGCAUCCACAAGGAAACCGUGCUCUGACAGAGCUAUCAUCCUUAUAAUUGGUUAAAAGGGAGUGAGAAUUCAUGUUUUGGCACUUUUUCACACAAAUAUAUGCAAGCAUGGCUGUAGGACAGCUCUCACGUGAAACUGAACAGGAGAUGUACUAUAAGAACAUUUUCUGAUUAGGCUACCAUCUUCCCAUAGAGGUCAGCUUUGGAGAGUUGUUCCAUUCCAAACCUGUUUAAUAGUACAUUUCACUGAGAUAUAUUACAGUGAACUUUUUGAUAAAUUAUAAUCAUAACUAGACUUAUUACAUAUUGAUUAUGGAAAAGGGCAUACUCUUUAUUAUAAUUAUAUGCUGAACAAAGAAAAAGUAACUCCCCAACAAUCCGAGUGCUAAAACAUAGAAUACUAAGAUUAUUUUUGCAUUUUUGGGAACAGACUUUAAUCCAUGCUGGUAUUUCAAGGUGCUAUGUUUUACUUCUCUGAAAUCUUGAAGAAGAUCUGUAUAAAUUCUGACAACAUACCAUAGGCAUACUGACCUAUAAUUUAUUUAGUGCUGCACUUUAUGCCACUGUUGAGAAUGUUUAAUGACCAAUUCCCAGGAAACAAAGCAAGACAAGAUAUAGCGCAAAUGCAGCCCCAGUUGGAACAUGAGAAACUGUAACCUAAAGUGAAGAUAUAAAGUGCAUCUUAGUGAGACAGUUCAUAAUAUUCUAUCUUAAAGGACAUAGAAUGCUGCUACCUAGCGUCUAAAGAAUGUUCUAGAGAUAUAUAUGUUUUUUUUUUUUUUUUUUUACAGCAAUGUAUAAUGAAAGUGUAUACUUACCAAGUUACAUAGAGUUUACAGUGGGCAAGACACCCAUUAAAUAUUUUAGAAAAGUGAGUAUAGGUAGAGAUCUGAGAGUCUGCCACUGUACUAGUGAACUUCUGUCUAGAAGCAUUGUUAUCUGAAUGUACCAACACAAUAUUGUUACUUAUUUUAACAAAGCACCUGUCAACUAGGUCAGUAAUUUUGUCACUGAAUACAUUUUAUAAUACUUAGCAUAAAAAUGGACUGCCUAGCCAUCUGCAGUGAGAAGGCUCACAUAUUCAUUUUAGACAUGAGGCUUUUGUCUGUCCUCUUGAAGUGUAUCAGGACUUUGUUAAUGAAAGCACUAAGUAACAUAGUAUGUAGUCAAUAUAGGUGUAUAUUAUGGAGCUUAUAAGUGACACAGAGGUAGUAGUGUCAUAAUGGAAGAAAAGGACAUUAAGCACAUCGAUUAAAGAUGAGUGCAGAAUGAGAAAAAAUAAAAUAAGCACAAAGUUGCCAGAAUGCACACAUACAUAUAUCGUGUGUGUGUGUGUGUGUGUGUGUGUGUGUGUGUGUGUGCGUGUGUGUGUGUGUAAACAAAAGGGUAAAAAGUACAUAGACAAACCAUUCAGUGAAACUGCAAGAAAAUCCCAGCCAAGCUAACUAUAUAUAUAUAUAUAUAUAUAUAUAU
This is a messenger RNA of Protopterus annectens (West African lungfish), 5009 nucleotides long. It is a transcript of the gene ENTREP3, whose product is annotated as family with sequence similarity 189 member B. The transcript has 13 exons. Gene Ontology annotation, cellular component: membrane. The record is from RefSeq and is a predicted model, not a curated record. NCBI's taxonomy places the organism in Eukaryota, Metazoa, Chordata, Ceratodontiformes, Protopteridae. Bases 1453 to 3564 code for a protein of 703 amino acids.